Lodderomyces elongisporus is the source of this 981-nucleotide messenger RNA. It is a transcript of the gene RPC34, whose product is annotated as DNA-directed RNA polymerase III subunit. The transcript has a single exon. Gene Ontology annotation, biological process: transcription by RNA polymerase III. The record is from RefSeq and is a predicted model, not a curated record. Gene Ontology annotation, cellular component: RNA polymerase III complex. Bases 1 to 981 code for a protein of 326 amino acids. NCBI's taxonomy places the organism in Eukaryota, Fungi, Ascomycota, Pichiomycetes, Serinales, Debaryomycetaceae.
AUGUCCGGUGUAUCAGAAAAGGCGGAGAUAUUAAUCGCUAAGAUGCGAGAACAACCUGCCUCGAAACAGUUUAGUCAGGCGGACUGCCAUGGGUUGGUAGAUGUAAAGAAGGAACUUGAGCUAAUGUCACUUUUACAGGAGCUUGUGCAGGCAAAAUAUCUCAAGCUUAUCCAAAAGGGCGAUGAGCUCUUGUUUCAAGCCGUCUCGGCUGAUGAUGCACGAAAAGUCGCUAAUAUGACUACAGACGAAGCGAUGAUAUAUGCCCAUAUCGAAGCACUGGGUCGUGAGGGAAUCUGGACAAAGACAUUAAAGUCCAAGACCAACUUGCACCAACAUAUAGUUGCCAAAUGCUUGAAAAAUUUAGAAAAUCAGCGAUAUAUCAAGUCCAUCAAAAGUGUGAAAUACCCGACGAGAAAGAUUUACAUGUUGUAUAAUCUCCAGCCAAGUCUUGAAGUUACAGGUGGUCCAUGGUUUACGGAUAGCGAACUAGACACCGAGUUUAUUGACACGGUGUCGCACAUCAUAUGGAGGUUUGUUGUGGCCAAGACAUUCCCCAAAGCAGAUAUGUAUGACACCAACCCUCUUCAAUGCAAUUAUACAUCAAGCUCCCCUGGUGCCAACAUGGAUCAAAUCAUGGAGUUUUUAAACACAUCAAAUGUGAGUCAAGUCGAGUUGGAGUUGAAUGACGUGCAGUCACUAUGCAAUUUGCUCGUGUAUGAUGACAAGAUUGAACAAAUCGGUAAUGACGAUAAAGGCGAAUUGUACAAAGCAACGAGACAAAGUCUUGUUGAGCAAGGGAUGAUGAAGAAUAUGAACGAACUAAAAGGUAUGAUUUCAGAAGAGGAAUGGGAGUUUUUGAAUAAAAAUAGGGGUUUCAACUUGUUUGAUUUCAGGAUAGCCGGUAGUGGCAGUGGUUCAGUUGAAGAUGAAGAAGCUGAUGAACAAGACUACGUCUACCUUGAUGCAUUUCUCAACGCAUAA